GUUUUGUUAACAGCUGAGGCGGGUGUUUAAACUGUCAGUAUGUGACGCUUUACUAGUCUAACUUCAAAACUAAAGACGAUUUAUUAGUUUCUCUAGUACUCUGCCCGGGGUCCGAGGGCUGAGGUGAAGGCCCCCGCGUUCUGAGAAGAAGAUAAUUAUUUCCUAAUAAGUUGUAUCGUCACGACAUUGGCAUUAUGUUAUAUUUGUGUGUGUUUGUGUUAUAACCCUGUAUCUGUUUAAUACGCUGCGUCCGUCUUAUGCGAUCAAUGAAUCAGGCACCCUUCGUGGAAAGUGUUUUAAAAGUAGGUUACCUGAAAUGUAAAAUUUGAAUAAACACAUUCUCGUUUAAAUAAACAGGUUCUCGCAUAUGAUGCUUUACAUUUUAAUAUCGAAGCGAUUAUUAAAAGCAAAUGCGGCGGUAGAACAUCAAUAAAGAACAAUCUACGCCUGAUGUAAACCUUUGUAAACUGAUUUAGUUUGUCGGAUGCAUUGAAGUACAUGUUGCCUUUUAUUUAAAUGUGAUGCCUGAGCACCUCGGACAGUCCAGAAACCGGUUUAGUAAACGUUUUUAGUAAAAUAGCACUACUGGGUUGAUCUCUAUCGCAAAUAAAUAUUAAAGUCAGCUUGGAAACACAAAAACCUCUGAAGGACAGACUUAUACAGAAGCCAGAGCAACAUGUCAGAGCAGCAUAUGGACGACGCAGCAGCUCAUGCACUGAAAAACCCCAGAACUUUAAACACGCAGCGUACGGCGGGAUGCAGUCGAGGUGUUACCAUCAACCCACCGGCCUGGGCCAAGACGGACCCGACCUCCGUGACCUGCAGAUGAAGGUGGACUUCUUUCGUAAGCUGGGAUACUCUCCGCAGGAGGUAAAGGCGGCCCUGAGGAAGCUCGGCCUGGGGACGGACACAAACGCGGUGCUGGGGGAGCUGGUGCGCUCAGGGGCCAAGGCCGUGCCCUCCUCCAGCUCUGACAGUGAUGAUGGUGUGUUCAGUUUGCCCCAUCGGGGUGGAAGUUCAUCUAGGACGCAGGCUUCAGCGCUGGAGGACGCCACUGAACCAGAAAGUGACCUGAAGCCUAUUGUUAUUGAUGGAAGCAACGUGGCCAUGAGUCAUGGGAACAAGGAAGUGUUUUCCUGCCGUGGGAUUGAGCUGGCAGUUAAUUACUUCCUUGACCGGGGACACAGAAAUAUCACUGUGUUUGUGCCUUCCUGGAGAAAAGAGCAGCCCAGGCCUGAUGUACCUAUUUCAGAUCAGCGUAUUUUGGAAGAGCUGGAAAGGAAGAAGAUUCUUGUGUUUACACCUUCACGAAGGGUUGGAGGAAAGCGUGUGGUUUGCUAUGAUGAUCGCUUUAUUGUCAAAUUAGCUCAUGAUCUGGAUGGCAUUAUAGUGUCCAACGACACAUAUCGUGAUCUGCAAAGUGAACGUCCGGAGUGGAAGCGUUGCAUUGAGGAGAGAUUGCUUAUGUACUCCUUUGUCAACGACAAAUUCAUGCCACCUGAUGACCCUCUCGGCCGUCAUGGACCCAAUUUGGAUAAUUUUCUUCGUAAAAAAGCCUUGUUACUUGAUCACAAGAGACAACUCUGUCCAUAUGGAAAAAAGUGCACAUAUGGGAUUAAGUGUAAGUUCUACCACCCUGAGCGCACAAACCAGUCACAGCGUUCUCUAGCCGAUGAGCUCAGAGAGAAUGCCAGACUGUCUGGCUCAAAAGAGGAAAGCAGAGUAAAUGGGCCAAUAAGAGGCAUGUACCCAAGGAAUGACCCUUGCUUUGGGUCCAGCUCAACCUCCUUGGAGCAAGAACUGGAACAAAAGCUCAGCUUGGAUCUCGAGAGCUCUGACGGCAGAGAGGUUAUGCUCCAGUACUGGGAUGACAUUUUGUCCACCAAAAAGCUUUUAAAUACAACCACAGUGGGACAACGCAGUGUUUCGGUAGACAGAACCAGCCUGCAAACAACUUAUCCAAAAAACCCUUCAUCCAUUUUCAGUUCUGACUCAGGGCUUGGAUCCUACGAAAGCCAGUUUUCAGAUCCGUCCCAGAGCAUUGAUGAGUUGCAUAGGAUGAGAUCCAGUCAUCCACCGAUGUCUGGUAACCUUGGUGUACCUGCAGGUGGCCAGCACUACUAUGAAAACAUGAAUCCUUUCUCCAACUAUCAGCCCAACUUUGGUGCCUACAGCUCCCUACCUCUGCACAACCCUGUCCAGCGUUACAGUCUUCCUGCUUACGGUGCCUGGUCUUACCCUUACUUCUUACCACAGGCAACCAGUUUACCUGAACCUUUAACCUGUCCUAGCUCGCACAGGUCUCCUGAUGUCUAUGGAAGCCAGCAGCACUCAGCCAUGCCACAGUCCAACGCUUUCCAGGAAGAAAGAGAGGAGGUCAGGAAGAAGCUUCAUGCGAUUUUUAACCCGCGUCACGUAAACAAAGUUAUGGAAAUGUUCCCGCAGCUGAAAGAUGCACAGCAGCUGGCAGCACAGAUUCUCAAACUCAAGUCCAGCGGAGAGUUUUUCUAACCAGCUUUGAAACUUUGGGUCCAUAAACAAGACUGCAUACCAAGUUUAUCAAAAGAAAGAGUAUCUACGCUCUCAAAAAAAUGUGCAAACAUUGUACGUUUAGGGGUACUUUUUUUAAACCCUUAAAUAUGUUUGUAGUAGUGCUUUAAAGGUACAUAUUACAACUCUUAGAUAAACACCUUUUAGGGGGAGAUAAGGUACAAACUUGUCGAUUUAGGGGUAUGACAACGUUUGUCUUUAACUUUGUACCUUUUUUUUUUUUAACCCUUAAAAUUUAAAAGUAGUACUUUCAAAGUACUUUAUUAUAAUUAUUAUUAUUACUACUACUACUACUACACUACUUUAAAAGCACCUAUUACUAGUAUGCACCUUUGAGGGGUAGGUAAGGUACUGAUGUUAAUUUAAGGAUGUUGCCCAUGAUUGCAAUUCUUGUUUCGUUUUGUUUUUUCCCUGAAGCUUUGGUAGCUCUUUUCUGUUGAGGGUGUGUGUGUGUGUGAGAGAUAUCUUUAAAGCUUCAGAAACCCGAAUGACUUAUCACAUAGUACAUGUGGUAACUAUGUAUGACUAAAAAAGUCAAAUGUCUGGCUAGAUUUUUUAGGGUUACUUUAAGAGGUUGAUGCACAUUGCAUCAAUUGUUGCUCCUAACGUGUAGCAAACUGUACAGUACCUUGGCUCAAAGGCUACAGAUUUGGUUUUGGGCAGAAGCUGAAAUAUCAUUUGAGAAUUCUAAAUAUAGUCGUUUAUAAUUGCAGUCAUUAAGGAACCUCCCUGUUUUCAAUGCUCAUAGUAAUUUUCUAGUUAGUUUGUCUGCUGCUAAUUCAUUUAAAUCGGUUCCUCAACAGAAUUGCUUUAAAUAGCUGGAGGUGUGAUUCCUUGUUUCCUGGAAUCUUUUGUUGUGUUUCUUUGUUUUAAUUAUUGUGGGUGGGAAUCCCGUGAUAUGUUUUUAUUAUGAAGCUUACGCCAAGCGCUGUGAUUCGACUCUGCGACGCUUUACGGCUUUUGAAACAAUUACCACAGUACUGGACGUCAUCUUUAUUCGUUCUUCAAUGUUACAUGUUUCACAUCAGGUCGGUUCUGCUGUGUAACUCUGAGCUUCUUGAUUUUGUUUUCAACUGAAUGUUCAAAGAACAUCUCCCAGCUUUCCUUCUAUGCAAAAUUGACUUACCACAUUGUUCAAAACAUCUGCUCUCAAACGAGAAGAGUGAACUCUUUGCACUAAUUGUCGCGAUUUGACAUAAUUGUGUAAAUUAUACAAUGAAUGCCAUAAAAAAAUAAGGCUUUAAAUGUCAAUUCAACAUAAUUAUGAACGUUAUUAUUAUAUUUUACUGUUUUAUCCACUGUUUUCAAAUGAGCAUAUAGGUAUGUGUGAUCGCAACCCACUUGUGUUUUAAUAUCUAUAUUAAUGUGAACAAAUUCAAAGACGCUGUCAGCGAGUAUGAGUUUGUACAGUUUCAUGUACAGCAGAUUUUUAAUUAUAGCAUCUGUUUGCAAAGAUGUUCCAUAGACAUUAUAUUUCAUGCUUUUGCUGUUCUUAUUUUUCAGUUCUAAAAAUUUCAUGAAAUCAGCAAUAACACUUAAAGCCUUUAUGUAUAGCGCAUUAAAGGUAUUCAUAUAAUUCAUGUAAUUUGUAAUGCAUUGUUUUUCAGAAAAAUAAUUGCAACCAAAUUUAAAAUGCAUUACAAGAUUUGUUUGUUUGUCGUUUUGAAUGCAUUAUACUUUCUAAAGAUGUAACGGUGAGUUUUUUUUUUUAAAAUAUUGUACUGUAUUAUACAUGUGGAAACAAUUCAUUUGUUCAAACAACAUGCUCGAACCAUGUUUAUAUCCUGCCAGUGCAUUAUAAUAAUUAAUGUGAACUGGAAAUAAGUUCUCAAUGUUGGGAUGAUAAAUGCAAUGGGAAAAUAUUGCUCCUUGUCUCUUAAACGGUAAUAAAGCAGUAGUAAUAAAAUUGCAUGAAUGAAUAAAUAAAAAGCUAAAAGUG
Messenger RNA from Puntigrus tetrazona (Sumatra barb), 4489 nucleotides. RefSeq names its product endoribonuclease ZC3H12A (gene zc3h12aa). Gene Ontology annotation, biological process: nuclear-transcribed mRNA catabolic process, RNase MRP-dependent; 3'-UTR-mediated mRNA destabilization. Gene Ontology annotation, cellular component: cytoplasmic ribonucleoprotein granule; nucleus. The transcript is spliced from 6 exons. The coding region runs from base 757 to 2511 and encodes 584 amino acids. The record is from RefSeq and is a predicted model, not a curated record. Gene Ontology annotation, molecular function: mRNA binding; RNA endonuclease activity; metal ion binding. Lineage: Eukaryota; Metazoa; Chordata; Actinopteri; Cypriniformes; Cyprinidae.